Molecule: messenger RNA, 685 nt
Organism: Portunus trituberculatus (swimming crab)
Lineage: Eukaryota; Metazoa; Arthropoda; Malacostraca; Decapoda; Portunidae
Exons: 2
Coding region: 327-647 (106 amino acids)
Source: RefSeq, a predicted model, not a curated record
UUAUGGAUGAAAUGAAGACGUGAAGGAAAGUGUGGUGUUGAAAAUGUGUAGAGACGAGUGAAAGGCAGUGAAGGUGUGUUUAGGGCAAUGUUGCGUUAGAUGUAGGGAUAAUUAGUAAACAAGGUAUUGCUGUUUUGUUAAUUUUGUCCAUUACAGGAGUUGACUAUCCGAAGGCCUGACUCGCAGCGGCAAUGAGCCUCGUGUACCUUGCAUUACCUACGCCACCGCCGCAAGAUGAGGGAAGAAGAGCUGUUUGGUAACCAUAUUAGGGCCCAUAUCACCCCCCGAAGCUCAUCAUGGGUGUAACCACCUAGAACCUGGGUAUCAUGGUGACACGAGUUGGUGAUCCAAAAGCCGCCCCACAGCCGCUACUGCUACUCGGAGGGUUUCUGCCUUGCAUCGGGCCUUCACACGUGCCGCCGUCGCCGCUACUGACAGGGAUUUCGCCUCGCUGCGGCCUGGCAAACACCACCUACGUCACCGCUAUUGACACUGAGGGACUUCGCCUCGCAGCGGCCUGGCAAACACCUGCUACAUCACCACUACCGCUGCCGCCGCCGUCCAGUGAGAGAUUCAUCUCUGACAUCCUGCCAUUCAACGCCUGCUGCCACCACCACCACCUCCUUAUGGUUCUGUCACUGUACUGAAGCUGUUGUCAUGAUUGAAUAAUAAAUUGUGAAGAAAU